AUGGGCCCCCACUUGCCAGCGCUCUCUGCGUGCGAAGCACUCUGCUUCAAGACGGACGUGAAGAGCUUCGACUCGUCUUGCUCCAGCCUGUCACAGCCUGAGUGUGACAGCAGGCAGUUCUACGAGACCGAUGCAAACGGCACGCGCAAGGUGUGCUCUUUCCGAAGCCCUGGAGUUUGUGAGAGAUCGCUUCAAGAGAGCUGCGAAGCAUCACUGUCCAGCUGUCCCGCGAGUGCCAGUGCUAGAGACAGUCCGCUUGACGCCGUCAGCAACAGCUCGGUGUCCCUCUGCAGAUCCCUGUGCUACAAGACGAAUGUGGCGGUCACGAGUCUGUCAUGCCGAAGCUUGAGCCCGAGCCUCUGCGCCAGUUCGCAGUUCUUCGAGACCGACGAUGCUGGGCUUCGCAGGCCCUGUGUGCCUCGGAAAGGAAGGUGCGAAAUGGACUCAACGAACUUCUGCCCGGCUUGGCAGCCACUUUGCGUCGAGACCUUUCAUGGUCAGAAGGUGCCCAUCCUCCAGACCGCAGCUCUUUCCCCGAGCCAAGGCUCCACAGUGACGAGUACUCUCGCAAAAACAACGACGAUGUCGACUCACACCUUGCCCAGGCAGCACUCGGCAGGUCCGAGUAGCGUUUCGAGACCCACUUCCACGGGUCAGCCGACUGAAACUCACACAGGCGCAGGUAGCGAGGACUCCCCGCCGCCGUUCUGCUUCACUCUCUGUCAGAAGACGGACGUCCGGAGCGUGAAUUCAUCUUGCGCCGCCCUCUCCCUGACAUCUUGUGCUUCGGGGCAGUUCUUCGAGACCGACGGUGACGGAAAGCGAUGUGUCUGCAGACGACAGGCAGACCACUGCGAAGUCGAUAGAUCUGAGGUGUGCGACGAGUGGUGGCCCCUCUGUCAGGUAUCGCAUCACAGCGAGGCGGUUGUCAAGCUCCACUACGACAGCGACACGCCAGCUCCAUCUGCAGUCUCGGGCUGCUUCCUGUACUGCGACAAGAUCAACACCAGGAGUCGAAACCAGUCGUGCCACGAACUUAGCCAUGCGGAAUGUCACAGCGAGGUCUUUUACGAGACGGACCACGAGGGCAGCCGCCGAAUGUGCCAGCCCGUGGGUUCAGGCUGCGCUGGGAACAUCAAGACUCUCUGCGAGGCUUGGCAGCCGAUCUGUGAUGUCAAUGUGCACGCUCGCGUCGCGCCUGUCCACCCGCCCGUGGCAUCGUCGGACUCGCGGCUGGUGCGGUCUUCUCAUAAAGCUUCGGCAUCUUCGCAAACCACCUCGAUGGCUCCGUCCAGGGGUGACCUUGCCUCGAUGUCUCCAGCGGCGAAAGAGCCGGCUUCGAUGGCUCCGCCUCCGCCUGCGUCCAUGGCUCCACCUUCGACGGACGGUGCGGCCAUCGUCAGGGCCUUGCAUGGCGAAGCGACAAGCAAAGCGCUCGCUGCGUCUGUGGCAGCUCUUCUCCUUGCUCUGAGCUGA
Molecule: messenger RNA, 1476 nt
Organism: Symbiodinium necroappetens
Lineage: Eukaryota; Dinophyceae; Suessiales; Symbiodiniaceae
Source: the annotation of a GenBank genome assembly